This is a messenger RNA of Gracilinanus agilis (Agile Gracile Mouse Opossum), 1047 nucleotides long. RefSeq names its product katanin regulatory subunit B1 (gene KATNB1). NCBI's taxonomy places the organism in Eukaryota, Metazoa, Chordata, Mammalia, Didelphimorphia, Didelphidae. The transcript is spliced from 10 exons. Gene Ontology annotation, biological process: microtubule depolymerization. Gene Ontology annotation, molecular function: protein binding. Gene Ontology annotation, cellular component: katanin complex. The record is from RefSeq and is a predicted model, not a curated record. Bases 1 to 1047 code for a protein of 348 amino acids.
AUGGCAACUCCUGUUGUUACCAAGACAGCAUGGAAGCUACAGGAAAUCGUGGCCCAUGCCAGCAAUGUGUCUUCUCUGGUGUUGGGCAAAGGCUCAGGGCGGCUCUUGGCAACAGGAGGAGAUGAUUGUCGGGUCAACCUGUGGUCAGUGAACAAGCCCAAUUGCAUUAUGAGCUUAACUGGCCAUACAUCCCCUGUGGAGAGCGUUCGACUCAACACCCCCGAGGAGCUCAUCGUGGCUGGAUCCCAGUCAGGCUCCAUCCGCGUUUGGGACCUGGAAGCUGCCAAAAUUCUUCGUACUUUAAUGGGACACAAAGCCAACAUCUGCAGCCUGGACUUCCAUCCCUAUGGAGAAUUUGUAGCCUCUGGGUCUCAGGAUACAAACAUCAAGCUCUGGGACAUACGGAGAAAAGGCUGUGUGUUCCGGUAUAAGGGCCACACUCAGGCUGUGAGGUGUCUUCGGUUUAGCCCCGAUGGGAAGUGGUUAGCGUCCGCUGCAGAUGACCACAGCGUAAAGCUUUGGGAUCUGACUGCUGGGAAGAUGAUGUCUGAGUUCUUAGGACACACGGGGCCCGUCAGCGUGGUGGAGUUUCACCCCAAUGAGUACCUCCUGGCUUCUGGCAGCUCGGACAGGACAAUCCGCUUCUGGGAUCUGGAGAAGUUCCAAGUGGUCAGCUGCAUCGAAGGGGAGCCUGGGCCUGUCAGGAGUAUCCUGUUCAACCCUGAUGGCUGCUGCUUAUACAGUGGCUGUCAAGACUCUCUUCGGGUGUAUGGCUGGGAGCCUGAGCGCUGCUUCGACGUGGUCCUGGUGAACUGGGGCAAGGUGGCCGACCUGACCACCUGCAACAACCAGCUGAUCGGGGUUUCCUUUGCCCAAAGCAAUGUUUCCUCUUACGUGGUGGAUCUGAACCGGGUCACGAGGUCUGGGACAGUUGUGCAGGACCCAGUGCAGGACAGCAGGCCUCUGGCUCAGCCCACACUCACUGGUCCCACCAUCCGCCGAGGCUAUGAGAGGCCGGCCACAGCCUGUAGCAAGCCCCAGAGGUGA